Messenger RNA from Brassica oleracea var. oleracea, 996 nucleotides. Its product is annotated as glutathione S-transferase T2-like. Bases 1 to 996 code for a protein of 331 amino acids. The transcript has 3 exons. The record is from RefSeq and is a predicted model, not a curated record. NCBI's taxonomy places the organism in Eukaryota, Viridiplantae, Streptophyta, Magnoliopsida, Brassicales, Brassicaceae.
AUGUUGUUCUUCUUUGACUUUGAGGAUAUAACUACAUUGGGACAGAGCAUCUUCUCUUGGAAAGCUCGUGAAGGGGAAGGUGUUCCAGCUCCUGUCCUGGAGAGUUUGGGUGUAGAUGGUAGCAUUGAAGUUGCAUCAUCAAUGCAGCCGUCUGUCAUUUCAGUUGGGAAGAGAUACAACUUCUUAUCUCCUUCUCCUUCUUCUUCGUAUCUCCUUCUUACAUCCUUCUUCGUAUCUCCUUCUUCCUCUGUAAUUCAUAUCUACUUCUUCUUCGCUAUGGAUCCAUUUAGUCAAGCUGGUAGUUUUCAAAACCUCUUAAACAGUCAACAACCAAACACCUCUUUCUCCUUUGUCACUCCUAGUAUAGAACUCUCUUCAUCAGAUGCCUCUGUCUUCGGUACACAAUGGGCUGACGAUGCAAACGAAAAACAUGUCGUCUCUGACCGUAAAGAAAGGAGGAAGUGGUCACCAACUGAAGAUCUCAUUGCAUCAUAUGUUGCAUCAAGCCCAAAGCUUUCUGCUUUGCAAAAGAGGGAGCCAAGUAACUGUAAACAAAGGUGGGGGAAGAUCAACGAGGGUGUAUGUAAGUUUGUUGGGUGUCAUGAAGCUGCAACUAAAGCUAAAUCCAGUGGGAUGAAUGAGGAUGAUGUUUUGAAGAUGGCGCAUGAGAUAUUCUUCAAUGACUACAAGCUAAAAUUUACACUCGAGCAUGCCUGGUUGGAGCUUAGCCAUGAUCAAAAAUGGUGUGGCGCUUCUUCAACCAAAGACAAGGUAAGCUCCAAAAGAAGAAAGCUGGAUGACCAGACUGCACAAUCAUCGACCUCUGUGCAAGGUUGCCAUGGAGAAGAUGAAGCUAUGACUCAGCCGAUUGGUGUAAAAGCAGCUAAGGCCAAAGGAAAAAGCAAGGGAAAGACUUCGGAAGAGGCAGUGGAGCUUCAGACCAUGUGGGAGAUAAGGCAAAAUGACUUUGUCUUGAAGGAGAAGCUUAACACUUAA